Loa loa (African eye worm) is the source of this 2099-nucleotide messenger RNA. RefSeq lists its product as hypothetical. Gene Ontology annotation, cellular component: mitochondrion. Gene Ontology annotation, molecular function: D-lactate dehydrogenase (NAD+) activity; D-lactate dehydrogenase (cytochrome) activity; FAD binding. Bases 358 to 1512 code for a protein of 384 amino acids. Gene Ontology annotation, biological process: lactate catabolic process. The transcript is spliced from 12 exons. Lineage: Eukaryota; Metazoa; Nematoda; Chromadorea; Rhabditida; Onchocercidae. The record is from RefSeq and is a predicted model, not a curated record.
UUUUUUUUCUAUAAUAUAUUUAUUCUUUUGAGAUCCAAAGCUCGAAGAGUUAUGAAGUUUUGAAGUGUUAUCUUUCUUUCGAUUACUAAUUUUUUUCAGAAUGAUUUGAGUUACUUGAACCUGAAAUUUUACGGGUAGGUGUGGUUUAUCAAUUUUUGUUCAGCCAGGUAAUAGGUGGACAAGCACACUUCGGUACUCCUUGUUUUCUUGCACCUGUAGGUUGUCGUAAUAAGUCUGAUGCAGGUCAUGGUGGUGCUGAUUCACUGUGCAUACUUGAGUAAUACAUAGCUUAAAAUAGGAACAUGUCAGGAUUGAUGGUAUUUUAAGCCUAAUUGGCCAGGAUAUUCUCGUAAAAAUAUGCUACUGAGUCGUCGCCUACUCAACAAGGUGAAUGAAUCUUUCAUUUCACAGCUAGAGCGCGUUUUGGGUAAAGAAGCUGUUAAAAUAACUACUGGAAAAGCGGGUGAAAGUUUACAUGAUCAGAGACAUCACAUAGGUAGAACUUCGGAUGUGGUUGUGGUGCCUCAAAAUGUUGAACAAGUUAGUUCUGUGCUGAAAAUGUGUAAUGAGGAUGGUAUUCCAGUGAUACCUUUUACUACAACCACUGGUCUAGGUUUCACCAAUACGUUCAAGGGAGGCGUAUUCGUCGAUUUGAUGUCAAUGGAUAAAAUCGUGGAAGUAAACACAAGUGAUUUUAUUUGUACUGUUGAACCGGGCGUUACCCAUGAGACACUGAACCAGCAUCUACACACGACAGGUCUUUGGUUUCCUGGAGAUCUGAGAGCCGAUGCUUCCAUAUGUGGUAUGGCUGCUGCGAGUGCACGUGGCACAAAUGCAGCGCGGUAUGGUACCAUGGCGCAGAAUGUUUUGAACUUGGAGGUUGUUCUGUCCAGUGGCGACGUGAUGUACACAGCUGGGAAAGAUAGACGGCCAAGGAAAUCAGCAGCAGGUUAUAACUUAACGAAACUCUUCGUGGGCUCCAAAGGUACACUAGGAGUGAUAACGCAGGCAGCGGUACGAUUGUAUGCAAGGCCAGCAGUAUGUAGUGUUGCAAUUUGUCCAUUUCGAACAGUAGACAAAGCUAUUGAAGCGGUCGUUGCUACAUUGCAGUGUUCUGUACCAACUGCAAAAAUAGAGUUCCUGGAUGCUGCUACAGUGGCGGCUUGUAAUCGCUAUAAUAAAUUAACACUUGUUGAAUCACCCACUCUUUUCUUGGAAUUCCACGGUAAUUCCGAAGCAGAAGUAGCUGAACAGGCGAGCCUUGUUGAAGAAAUAUUCGCCAGUAAUGAUGGGAGAGAGUUCACUUGGUACCAUGCGCCUGAAGAGCAGAAAAAAAUUUGGGCUUCUCUUCAUUCUGUCUAUUAUGCUAUUUUAUCACAGAAGAAUAAUGUUAAGGGUCUCACAAUGCAUUUCUCCUUACCAACAUCUGCACUGACUAAAACUGUCGCGGAGACGAGGAAGGAUAUUGACGAAUCUGGCUAUUUUUGGAGCACUAUUGGGUCGUGUUGGUGAUGGCAGCUUCCAUUGUGUGUUCCUAGUCGACGAAUCAAACCAGGAGGAGAUGAAAAUCAUUCGGGAAUUAUCAGAUCGUAUUGUGAAGCAUACAUUAGCAGUAGGUGGUUCGUGUACAGAUGAACAUGGAAUUGGAAUUAGUAAAAGGAAAUAUUUGGAGAAUGAAUAUGGUGAGGUGGCAGUGAACACAAUGAUUGCUAUCAAGAAAGCCUUGGAUCCAAAGGGUAUCAUGAACCCGAACGAAUUGUUUUCGAAAAACUAAUUUUUAUUUCAUUCUUUCAAAUUAUCUGAAAAAUAUAUUUGUUGUUGGUGCAGUUUUCCUCUCCCAUUACUUAUAAUAAUUUAACAUAGACAGUGAACACUAGAAGUGAUGAAAAUUUCAGAAGACGUAAUAAUACUCAACAGGACUCUAAUGCAUGGGUUAUUUUAUUAAUUGUUGAUAGUUUAUCAGGCUCCAAAAUUCUGACUCAUAAGAAUUUCUUUACCUUGAUGCUGAUCCUAACUGAACCUGUAAACUGUUACAGUACUCUGUGAAUAAACUGUUACGCUUGUAGUUGUUAUCUGGUCAGAGUUCAUUUAAAAAAAAA